AUGUGCUUCAUGGCGCUAGUGGCGCAGGUCAUCAGCAUCUUUUCCAUCUCGGACAACUGGGCGCGCCGCCACACCGUCGUCGGCGGCGAGGCCAACCCUCGUGGCCAUCCUGUGCGUCCUGACGGGUCUGUCGGCUGCGUACCAGGACGACUGCAACACCGAUGGGAGCCGCGACCGGCGUGGCCUUCAUCUUUCAUGUUUGCGUUUGCGUACUCGUUCUACUUCAACUCGGUGGUUCUGGGUGCUAGUGGCUGA
This is a messenger RNA of Pyricularia grisea, 255 nucleotides long. RefSeq lists its product as uncharacterized. The record is from RefSeq and is a predicted model, not a curated record. The transcript has 2 exons. Lineage: Eukaryota; Fungi; Ascomycota; Sordariomycetes; Magnaporthales; Pyriculariaceae. Bases 1 to 255 code for a protein of 84 amino acids.